CCCGCAGUGCCCGGAUGUGGGUGACGUGCGGCCGCCAUCUUCCCGUCCCGGGCAGCCAGCGCCAGUCGGAGCCAGCGCGAGCCGCCGCCGCCGCCACCGCCACCCCUGCUGCUGCCAAGUCCUCCGCCCGCUGCCCCCGCCAUGUCGGCAACCGCUGCGACCGCACCCCCCGCCGCCCCAGCUGGGGAGGGAGGCCCCCCCGCGCCCCCUCCAAACCUCACCAGUAACAGGAGACUGCAGCAGACCCAGGCCCAGGUGGAUGAGGUGGUGGACAUUAUGAGGGUGAACGUGGACAAGGUCCUGGAGCGGGACCAGAAGCUGUCGGAACUGGACGACCGCGCCGACGCACUCCAGGCGGGGGCCUCCCAGUUUGAAACAAGUGCAGCCAAGCUCAAGCGCAAAUAUUGGUGGAAAAACCUCAAGAUGAUGAUCAUCUUGGGAGUGAUUUGCGCCAUCAUCCUCAUCAUCAUCAUUGUUUACUUCAGCUCUUAAACCCCUGAGGAGCCUGCCCUGCCCAGAGAAGGGCCUCUCCCCCCCAUCCCCAGCCGCUCCUCCACCUCUCAGCCAUAUCUUCCAGCCCCCUCCUCCCCCGGGAUCCGCGUGUGUGUGUCGUGUGUGUGCCCCCUUGUAAAUAGCCAGCUGUUAUUUAUACAUAUAUAAUAUUAUAUAUAUUUGGUCUGUUUGUAGUUUUAUUACUAGAAGAUUUUUCCGGUUGUCCUUAACACCCCUUCCUGAGGUUCCCAUCGCCUCCUUUUGCCCCUCCUCUCCUCUCCUUUCCCUCUCUUCCUCACCGGCCCCAACUCCCUUCAUUUGCAUCUGCUAUGCAAUAGUCCCUCUUCCUCCCCUCCUUCCCUUGGAUUUAGCUGAUCCUUCCUCCCGCCCUGGUCUUCCCCAUACACCCCCUCACCCCACCCCACCCCCCGACAAAAAAAAAAAAAAGAAAAGCAGCUGUCCAGGACUCCCUAGGUGCAUCUUCUUUGCAUCAUUGGGAGGCUCUGAGACUGGUCCCUUUUGGUCCUAAGAAUCCCAAGGUCUUCUGGGAGCUUCCAGCAUGUUAAUUAGCAUCAUUUGCAUACUGACAUCCCUUUUGGUUUCCUUUUUUUCUCCAUCAGGCUUCUGUUCAUUCUUUCAACUUGUGUUUCUUUUUUACUGAGGAGUUAGUCCCUAUUGGUCUGGUCCUUGUAUCACACUUUUCAUUUGCAUGACAUUACUUGCAGGUGGUAGGGAGCCUGGGCAUUGGGGGUGUCAGGCUGUUCUGGCCCCCAGAAUUGCCCUCUCCGAGCCCCUCCAGUCCAGUUUGCCUCCCCUUCCCCGAUUUUCCAAACCUCUUGUCCCUCCUUCCCCUCCCCCCAGCUGGUGUGUACGUGUCUUGGAGUUCAGUGUGUUAUGAUGGACCAAUAAUUCUGCCACUUGGAGUCUCUCCCCACAUUCCUGCUCCCCAGUUUUCAAGUGGGGUGCUCAAUUGACAUUCCCAUGGGGUCUCCCUCCCUCCCAUCUGCCUGACCCGCCUCCUCCUCCUCCCAGCAGGAGAGUUGGGGGUUGGCCACAAUCUGAUUUUUCUUGGGAGAGGUGGCUACCUGUGUGUGUGGGGUCAUCACUGCCUUGGGGAGGAGUGGGGCAGGGCAAAGAAUCCUCCCAAUUCCUGCCUGAAAUCUCUGGCCCCACCCCUGCUGGGGGUUUGACUGAAAGCCCUCCUCACCCAUUUGGGGGGUGUUGCCCUAUCAGCUCCUCUGAUUGCCCCCCUGAAUUCGGGGCAGGGGUUUUAGUCACUGCCAAUGUGUGUGUGGGACUUGCCGGAAGGUGGUGAUUCUUUCCCCUCUCCAGGGUGGUGGAGCCCAGAGAGAGCUGUCUCCUCCUUAGGUGAAAUGAUAAGGAAGGAUGUAACGUCUUUUUUAAUGGCACAAUUUUGGGGGUCUGAGGGUGCAGUCCCUUAACCUGCCACUGGAAGGGACCGCCUAAACUCUUCCCCCCACACUCAAAGGUUUCUGUGUGGAGGGGGAGCAGGGAGAUCAAAGCUGUGUUGUGAAAGGGUAGGGAAAGAUGCUGGGGGUGGGGGUGCUGUGUUCUAGACCCCCUUAUUAUCCCAGUGUCCCCUGCCCCGCCUUCCCUCACCCCAUGCCCCCAAUUCUGUGGCGCAUCCAGAUUGUGAAAAUGUACAAUAAAUGUGUAAUGAGUAACCA
Messenger RNA from Sus scrofa (pig), 2180 nucleotides. It is a transcript of the gene VAMP2, whose product is annotated as vesicle associated membrane protein 2. Gene Ontology annotation, biological process: vesicle-mediated transport. Gene Ontology annotation, cellular component: membrane. The record is from RefSeq and is a predicted model, not a curated record. Lineage: Eukaryota; Metazoa; Chordata; Mammalia; Artiodactyla; Suidae.